AUGCUAGAAACUCAUUGUCAGUUCAAACAUGAGGGACUACCCCGGGAAGUCCUCGCUUGGUUGAGGUGUCUGCAGCUUCCACGUUUUUUGCGGUUCCCGAGGCGUGACCUGUCCAACGGAUUUCUUGUAGCGACCAUUUGUUCCCGUUAUUGGAAAAACAUUUCCAUGCACUCCUACGAGGAUAAGUUAAGCGUGGUGAACAAGCGCAACAACUGGGAGCAACUAAAGAAGCAUUUUCAACAGAACAACUGUCCACUAAGCGACCGUAUGAUAGAGGGACUAAUAGCAUGCCGCGAGGGUUAUGCUGAAUCUCUGUUGCGGCAGUUGUAUACACUGUUGACAGGGCGUGAGGUCCUCGAAGCCGCACCGCUUCCUGCAGUGGAAAUUACCCCACCAACAGUUGUACACACGUCCGUGGCAAAGAAGGUGGAUAUUGAGGCCACUGCUGACCAUGUGGAGGAGCGGAAAGUUCAGUCAAAUCGAGUUCGUGGCAUAAUGCAACGCGGGUUUGUUCCAAUACAGCCGAUGGAGAACGAGGUACCGCCUCCUGCUGUGGAUGAUGCCUCCAGUCGUGUUCUUCACUCCAUGGCACAAGACCCUGCUGACGAAGAUGUGGGUUCCAGUGGUGGUGGUGGUGCUGAAGGUACUGAGAGACCUCCUGUAGCGUUUAGUAUUUCCAUGCGUCGUUCAGAAGUUCAACCAACAGUUGUCUGCGCUACUGGGGGCAAAGCAGGGAGGCGGUCUUCAAGAAGCACAAGGGAUGUGGAUCCAGAUUUGGGAGACCUAGGGCCAACCUAUACGGAAGAAAUGUCCGCCCUCAAUUUUAUUGAGGGUAUCGUGCGCAGUCAAGGGGCCGGUCUGAAACCUCCGCCGUCUCAAUUGUCCAAGCGCUCACCCGGUAUUAAAAUUCGUGACGAGGCUGCUUAUACUUCCUGUUUUCUAAGUGAUGAAACGGCUGUCGGCACCUUAUUACAGUGCCGUGUAUGGAGCUCCCUACUUUCGCGUGUUGGUGAUGUAGCAGCGAUAAUCUUACGUGAUGGCAGUAACCUUUCUGAAGUUGCUGCCCUUUUCCUUAGAGAACCGCCGAAGAGGGCACAGCGCUGUCAGUCGGUGCCAGGUUCGCCGCGAGGACGAAACACGAGUGAUCUUUUAAAAUUAACCUCUUCGGCUGCAUCAGCGAGUGGUCAGCAUGCGUCACAGCGCUACAUGUUUCUCGCUUCGGUGAUGUCAAACAUAUCCGACGUGGAUGCAUUUCUUGCUGUUUCGUUGUACCGUGACGACAUCCUUCAUAAUGCAAAGGAAGCGAUGCGACGACUAGACCACAUUGGUGCCGACAAUCAUGCUGCGCUCCUUUGCUCUGCGUUGCCUGCCGACCGAGCUAUAGCAUUAAAACUACUCCCUGACAUCGUAUCGCAUGUGUACAAUGUUGUAACGCAACAGGGUGGUGCGAGUGCCAGGACGAGUUUUUUACUGUUUUUGGCUGCCGUUGUCACACGCGUGACACGAGAUGCGAGGGCUGGCGGCGGCUCCGCUAACAAAACCCAGAGGAUGUCUUCGGUUUUGGACUCCGCCCGUAGUAGCGCAGAGUUGGGAUUGGAGGAUUCACUUUCCGAAACCAUCUUCACUAUCGCGGGGUAUCACGUCAUCGGUGCCCUCUCGCAUGAGUCAACUGUUGUGCGGCUGGCGGGCGCGCGUCUCGCAGAGGUACUUGUCAGCCGUGGUUGCUCCAGAGAACUUUUGAUUGACACAAUUCUCCCGCUUUUGAGUAGUUGUUGCUCAAUACCAACCACCCCGUUGUUCACCUGCGUUUGUGUCGGAUGGUUACGGCGUGCCUUGCAACGUCUUUGUGGUUGGACAUGUGACAAAACAUGGAGUAACUGCAUUAGUCCUUCCGGUACGGUUACAGUGUCCCCUGCCUCCCUGGUGCAAGCCGAUUCAUUUUUUGAUGGAGAGCACAGGAACUUACCCGAUCAUGUUGUGUAUCAGCUGGCGGUUAUCAUGAGAAACAUUCGUCAAGUACUCCGCCGUCCGGGGUCGGCGAAUCUCCGGCUGUACAUCGCGGAGCAACUAUCCCUGUGUCUUAACGACAUUCCUCACCAGAAUGAGAGUCAGGCACUCUUGCAGCCGCAGGAAGUUGCAGUGGAUGUGCUCAGGGCUCUCAAAGACGCGCCUGAGAAGGCUGUCGAGUCGUUCUUUUCACCAGUGUUACCUCCAGCAGUUGCAUCCGCGACGACCAAGUGGGUUCAAAUCCCUCAAUCGGGCCCCUCCCUUGUCCAAAGCCCGUUAAUUGGUUCCCUGUUAGCGACCGGUCGCCUGUGCGACUGCUACCCACUUGCGUUGUCAGAGGCUGUCCUUCUGCUCUUUCCCCAAGACGAACUAAGUGGAACGGAGGGAAGCCCGGGGAGGAUUCGGUUAACUCGUGACGUGCGACGACAAAACGGUGGGGCUGCCCCCACGCCUUCCGGUGCUUCUCCGGGUACUGUCAAGAAUGGUUCCUUCCGGAUGAGCGGUGGGAAGAAGCAAUCAGUUGCGUACGAAACUACCAUCAACGAGAAUAUGGCACAGCGUGUAACUUGGCUCUACAAGAUCAAUGUGUCUUGUCGCUCAGGUAAUUCUUUUCCUGAACGAUCCGCGAACCUUCCAGAAAACAUAUCCUCACGGCGGUGGGUGGCUGUUUUCCAAGCCAUGUAUUCUGAUAUUUUGGCACUGACUAACUUUUCUGAGACAAUUUUCUCGAGGAAGCUCGCUGUAACCGAUGAAAGCACGAAUAACAUCGCACGUUUGGGAGGAAUGGCGCAGCAGCUGGUAGCUGCUUGGCACAAGGAAGUGUGCAGAGAUGGUUUAGGGUCGGUGGGAUCAAGGAUUGGCACAGGAACCCAGGUGCAGGGGAGAAAUCAGGGCUCAACAUUGUUAGAUGCAAUGGCUUGGUACAACGGGUUGUGCCGCAACGGGACCUUGGGAAAAGAUCGUUAUGGAGUUGAUACGCCUGCGGCACCUCUCCUCGGCAGUAGUGUGAAGGAAAGGACGUGA
Trypanosoma brucei brucei TREU927 is the source of this 3030-nucleotide messenger RNA. RefSeq lists its product as hypothetical. The record is from RefSeq and is a predicted model, not a curated record. Gene Ontology annotation, biological process: regulation of cytoskeleton organization. The transcript has a single exon. Bases 1 to 3030 code for a protein of 1009 amino acids. Lineage: Eukaryota; Euglenozoa; Kinetoplastea; Trypanosomatida; Trypanosomatidae. Gene Ontology annotation, cellular component: axoneme. Gene Ontology annotation, molecular function: microtubule binding.